Messenger RNA from Rattus norvegicus (Norway rat), 3668 nucleotides. RefSeq names its product cell division cycle 25A (gene Cdc25a). NCBI's taxonomy places the organism in Eukaryota, Metazoa, Chordata, Mammalia, Rodentia, Muridae. Gene Ontology annotation, biological process: positive regulation of cell cycle G2/M phase transition. Gene Ontology annotation, molecular function: protein tyrosine phosphatase activity. The record is from RefSeq and is a predicted model, not a curated record.
AAGGGGCGGGGCGGCGGCUAUCCUGAGUGUGCAGCAAUUAACGCUAAGGCCACUUUGGUGGUGAGGGAAGUGGAGGUUCCUUUCCUCUGUGCCGGGUACCGAACGAAGAGGAAGGAAAAAGUGAGGAGAGUUAGUCCGGUCGGUGGCCUCAAGACUCUGGCUCCGCGGAGUUUGUUUGGAUUUAAUCUUGAGGUUGCAGGCGCCCGCCCGCCUACGGGCCUCGCGGGACACAGAGAGAGAAGCACCGGUGCUUGUGCCUGGCGCCUGCCGAGUCCCCGACGCUCGCCCGUCCGCGCCGCUGCCCGUGGCGGCCGCGUCUCUGAACCGCGGGGUCGUGUUUGUGUUUGACCCGCGGGCGCUGGCGGCGUGGCACGCGGCUGAAGCCGGUGCCAGCGGGGCGGGGCCCGGCGCAGCGGAGGCGGAGGAAGACGGAGCGGGAGUCCGGGCAGGCCCGGCGGCGCCAUGGAACUGGGCCCGGAGCCCCCCCACCGCCGCCGCCUGCUCUUCACUUGCAGCCCCACUCCUGCGCCGCAGCCCACGGGGAAGGUGCUGUUUGGCGCGUCAGCUGCUGGCGGACUGUCCCCUGUCACCAACCUGACGGUCACCAUGGACCAGCUGGAAGGGCUGGGCAGUGACUAUGAGAAACCAAUGGACGUGAGAAAUAGCAGCAGUCUACAGAGAAUGGGCUCCUCUGAAUCGACUGAUUCAGGUUUCUGUCUAGAUUCUCCUGGGCCCUUGGACAGUAAAGAAAACCUUGAAAUUUCCCUGAGGAGAAUAAAUUGCCUACCUAAGCUCUUGGGGUGUAGCCCAGCGCUAAAGAGGAGCCAUUCUGAUUCUCUAGACCACGACAUCUUUCAACUCAUUGACCAGGAUGAAAAUAAAGAAAAUGAAGCAUUUGAAUUUAAAAAGCCAAUAAGACCUGCAUCUCGUGGCUGCCUGAAUGCUCACGUUCACGAGGAAAGUAAGGACCCCUUUACACACAGGCAGAAUUCAGCCCCAGCUCGGAUGCUGUCUUCAAAUGAAAGUGACAUUAGUGAAUCAGGAAAUUUCAGUCCUCUUUUUACACCCCAGUCACCUGUGAAAGCCACUUUGUCUGAUGAGGAUGAUGGCUUCAUAGACCUUCUGGAUGGAGAGAAUCUGAAGAAUGAUGAGGAGACCCCGUCGUGCAUGUCAAGCCUCUGGACCGCUCCCCUUGUCAUGAGAAGACCUACAAACCUUGCCGAUCGAUGUGGACUGUUUGACUCCCCUUCCCCGUGCAGCUCCACCAGCAGCUGCAGCACUCGGGCAGUGAAGAGAGCAGACCGAUCUCAUGAGGAGUCUCCUCGAGGUACAAAGCGGAGGAAGAGCAGUGAGGCCAGUCCAGUGAAGGCAGAUGUUCCGGAGCCAACGCAGCUUCCACACCAGUCUCUCUCCCUGACAUCUUUCCCCAAAGGAACCAUUGAGAACAUUUUGGACAGUGACCCAAGAGACCUUAUAGGGGAUUUCUCCAAGGGUUACCUCUUUCAUACGGUCUCUGGGAAGCAUCAGGAUUUGAAAUAUAUUUCUCCAGAAAUUAUGGCAUCUGUUUUGAAUGGCAAGUUUGCCAAUCUCAUUAAAGAGUUUGUUAUCAUUGACUGCCGAUACCCAUAUGAAUAUGAAGGAGGGCACAUCAAGGGUGCCGUGAACUUGCACAUGGAAGAAGAGGUUGAGGAGUUCUUACUCAAGAAACCUAUCGUGCCCGCUGACGGCAAGCGUGUCAUUGUCGUGUUCCACUGUGAGUUCUCCUCUGAGAGAGGCCCUCGGAUGUGCCGAUAUGUACGGGAACGAGAUAGGCUUGGCAAUGAAUACCCCAAACUCCAUUACCCUGAGCUGUAUGUCCUGAAGGGGGGAUACAAGGAGUUCUUUUUGAAAUGCCAGUCUCACUGUGAACCCCCCAGCUACCGACCGAUGCACCAUGAAGACUUUAAAGAAGACCUAAAGAAGUUCCGCACCAAGAGCCGGACCUGGGCAGGGGAGAAGAGCAAAAGGGAGAUGUACAGUCGCCUGAAGAAGCUUUGAGGCCAAAUGGCAGUGACCUGAGCUUCCCUCCGCCCUGUCCCUUUGUCCCUUUGCUGUAGAGCAGUAAGCAAAGGGGCCAGCUAUACGGCACCUGGACCCUGGAGAAAAACCUGGGCCUUCCAUGCCUUGAACCUCCUACACUCCCAGGUUGGAGCCCAGGGCAUCCUGCCGUCACACUCUUCUGUGAGAGUCCUUCCCUGUCAGGACUGUCUGCCAAAGCUGGACAAGCUCGGCACAGGCUGGCACAGGCUCGAGUCUAGUCUGGAACGCCACGUCAGGCUACUCCGACUAAGCAUCCCCUGAAGAAGUGCCCAGGCCUCUCAUGAGGGGAGAGAAGCCACUGAAGUGCUGCUGGCCAAAUACCAAAGAUAGGCUGGAAGGGAGAGGUCCUCAUGGAUGACUCUUUAAUUUAUUCAGCCUCAUCAAUUAUUUUAUUAUUGUUUUAAUUCCUUUUACUUUUACUUUACUGCUUCAAAGUCAAAAUACUGCCAUUCUAGGUAGAGUUUUAUCAUCCUAGGAACUACCUCUACUUUUAAUUUAAAAAAAAAAAAAUGGGGCAGGGAUAAGAAAAAAGGCAAACCUGUUAAGUGUGGGCAGCGCAAGGAACUCAGUCACCCCUAGGAGGCGCUGUAGACUGGUAUUGCUGCUAUUCAAAGUCAAGGACUGAGAUGCUGGUCAGAGCCUGCACCAACCAGAUCCAGGCUUGGCUACAGGACAUAAGCUAACCUUCCCAGACCUACUUCUGCCCUUUGUGAUGUCCUUUGGGGAGAGUCUUGUCUGUACUCCUGGUCCCAGGUCCCCGUGACAGUGACUGGUGUGGGAGUUGCAGGAAGGCACAUCAAGCCACCCCCAGGCCAGUACUGGAAUGUUGAAGUGUACCCCAAGGUGGGAGUGGGGAGGCAUGGAAAAGUGGAGUCCACAGAGUAAGGGAGGAGCAUGCCCACUGAAUGUCCUUUAGAAAAAAAAAAGUCAUUUUAUGAGUCAGAGUAUCCAAUCAGUGUUGGGUGGGCACCUAAGCGUGAGCAGGGGGCGGGAAGCCCGGGCUGUUACAGACGACUGUAGAAUUUCUCAGGAGGGCGUAGUAAAUUUUGAAGUCAAAAGUUCUGGGUUUAUCAUGUUUUAAUUGAGGGACAGAGUGGUGAAACACAUCAGUUACCCCCUAAUCUAACCCCGUGGAAGUGAGGCUCUGGGGAAUGCCUCCCAUCUAAGGAGCUGGCCCGUUUUGAUUCUGUCAGUGUCCUCGGGCACCAGCCUCCCUGCCAUCUGUGCUCCAUUGGGGUCUAGCCAGGUUUUUCUUAGGAAGAGUCUCCCCUCUUAACCUCUGCUUUCUAUUCUGGGGGUGGGGAGGGAAUCAAUGAUAUUGAAGAUGGCUAGUUGCUUUGUUAAGGGUUUGAGUUUGCAUUUGGCUAUAAAACAAAUCUUGUUAAAAAUAUGUGGAGAGCAAGGGAAUGAGCAGCCUCUUCCCUGGUGUGUUGAAGUAUGUCCUAGUUGGCCCCUGGUCUGGUUUGUAGAGAUUCUGUUAGUUGAAUGCCUUCAAGGAGAAUGAAUGGCUUUCAGAUUGUACCAGCUUAGCUAGCAUUGUUAACCAGCUGCUGCAGGCUCUGCAAAUAAAAGUGAACUUGAACCCAUGA